AUGGGGCAAGGGCUAGGUGCUGUAGGGGCUGGGAAGCCAGGCCUGUUCCCUCAUCCUGUCCCCUGUGCUGGGCCACCCACGGCGCCACAGGAGCUGGAGCUGAUGGAAAACAUCUUGACGAGCAAGCAGGACGAGAGCUGGGAGCAGCGGGGCCCCCGGGCCUCCUUCAGCCGCCAGGAGCGGAGCCGCCUGCUCUGGGAGGACGUCAGCGUUAUGGAGGAGGAUGCCACCAAAGUCACCGCCCUAAAGCUGAGGCUGGAUGAGUCCCAAAAAGUGCUGCUCAAGGAGCGGGAGGACAAGCUGGCGCUCAGCAAGAGCAUCGAGAAGCUGGAGGGCGAGCUCAGCCAGUGGAAGAUCAAGUACGAGGAGCUCAACAAGAACAAGCAGGAGGUGAUGAAGCAGCUCAACAUCCUGAAGGAGAUCCACCAGGAUGAGCUGGGGCGCAUCUCUGAGGACCUGGAGGACGAGCUGGGUGCUCGCUCCAGCAUGGACAAGAAACUGGCCGAGCUGCGUGCAGAGAUGGAGCGGCUGCAGGCAGAGAAUGCAGCUGAGUGGGGCCGUCGGGAGCGGCUGGAGACAGAGAAGCUCAACCUGGAGCGGGAGAACAAGAAGCUGCGGGCUCAGAUUGAGGACCUGGAGGAGGUGCUGGCUCGCAAGCGGCGCCAGACAGCCAGUGCACUCGACACCGACCUCAAAACCAUCCAGGCCGAGCUCUUUGAGAAGAACAAGGAGCUGGCUGACCUGAAGCACAUCCACACCAAGCUGAAGAAGCAGUACCAGGAGAAGAUGGCAGAGCUGGCCCAUGCCAACCGCCGCGUGGAGCAGCACGAGGGAGAGGUGAAGAAGCUACGCCUGAGGGUGGAGGAGCUGAAGAAGGAGUUGGCCCAAGCUGAGGAUGAGCUGGAUGAGGCACACAACCAGACACGGAAGCUGCAGCGCUCACUGGAUGAGCAGACAGAGCAGAGUGAGAGUUUCCAGGUGCAGCUGGAGCAUCUGCAGUCCCGGCUGCGGCGGCAGCAGAGUGCUCCACUUUUCGGCAAGAUGCGCAGCACACGCUUCGGCCCUGAUGACGCCGGGGACGGCACCAGUGACCCUGAUGAGGAUGAGGACCUGCAGAUCCAGGUGCCCUAG
Messenger RNA from Acanthisitta chloris (rifleman), 1131 nucleotides. It is a transcript of the gene CCDC102A, whose product is annotated as coiled-coil domain containing 102A. Bases 1 to 1131 code for a protein of 376 amino acids. Gene Ontology annotation, cellular component: myosin complex. Lineage: Eukaryota; Metazoa; Chordata; Aves; Passeriformes; Acanthisittidae. The transcript is spliced from 7 exons. The record is from RefSeq and is a predicted model, not a curated record.